This is a messenger RNA of Daucus carota subsp. sativus, 832 nucleotides long. Its product is annotated as cysteine-rich and transmembrane domain-containing protein WIH2. The record is from RefSeq and is a predicted model, not a curated record. The coding region runs from base 196 to 507 and encodes 103 amino acids. Gene Ontology annotation, cellular component: plasma membrane. Lineage: Eukaryota; Viridiplantae; Streptophyta; Magnoliopsida; Apiales; Apiaceae. The transcript is spliced from 3 exons.
AGUUGAAAACGAGAAUGUGCUACGCAAUUCACAAAAAUAACACCCUGCUGAGUUGGAUACAACUACAUUCUUUAUCUAUUCUUGCGCACCCUACUAAAGCAUAAACCACCCCAACCCCCGUUAUAUACACACACAAAUAUUUCUCACAACCCUUUGAGAACCAACAAAACCCACCUAAUAUCUUCCAAGAAAAUCAUGAGUUACCCUCCUGUUGGCAAUCCUCCUCCUCAAGGUUAUCCUCCACAAGAUCAGGCUAAAGAUGCGUAUCCACCACAGGGGUAUCCUCCACAGGGGUACCCUCCACAAGGAUACCCUCAACCAGGGUAUCCACCACAGGGGUAUCCUCAAGGAGGGUAUCCUCCUCAGGGCUAUCCCCAGCAAUACCCACCACCUCAGUAUGCUCCCCCACCUACUCACCAGCAGCAGCAGCAGAAUUCCAGCAGUGGGUGCUUGGAAGGAUGUUUGGCUGCACUUUGCUGUUGCUGUCUCCUCGAUGCUUGCUUUUGAUGGGAAUCUGCAGUGGGCAAGCUUUAAUUGAUCGGAAAAUUUGUUCGUGUGGCAGUGGCCUCUCUGUCUUGAUCUUUAUCUUGAUAAAUAAUUUGGACUUAGAUUUCAAAAAUGUAUCUCGGUGAUAUAAUUCGUAUGUUGGUACCUGCUUUCAGUUUGAGUUGUCUCUCCCUUGGAUUGAUAUAGAUUUGUAAAUGAUCAAAGGUUACUUUUUUUAAUAUGGAAGUGCACUUGCUGCAAUUUCUAUAUUCCUAUUGUUGAGUGUUUGAUUUUAAGAAUGUUGAUCGAUCGAUGCUUCUUCUAAAGAAAGUUUUUUUUUUUAGGU